UUUGGCAGGUUGACCACGCGGACUGACUGGAAUGGUGGCGUUAUGUGUCCGUAAAUUGUGUGAACUGGAGAACCGAGGUUAAUCGAUUUUGAGGAUUCGGCUCGCUGGAAGAAUUUCGAGUUUCAUAACCAGCUGCAGCGAGAGAAAUGGAACUGAGGCCAGCACUGGCCGCCUUGCGGCCACAUUUACUACUAGUCUGCCUCGUGGGUUUACUGGCAGCGCCCUCACAGACAGCAGCUAGGAAAUAUGUUCAGAGUUACGACAAGUUAGACUUUCUGAUACUGACCGGCUACCCUCUACCUAAUGGGGUUAAAUUUGCCGAAGGUCUCCAUGGGGCUUCAGCUUUUCAUCUUGAGAAGGGAACCAACAUCGGCCGCAUGGCAUUUGUCAUCUUCCCGACUGAUUUCACGGAGCGGUUCUCGGACUUCACCCUCCUGGUGACCAUAAAGCCUGAGUCAGAGGAUGUGGGUCCCCUGCUGGUGGUCACAGACAAUCUGCAGAAGACGGUCAUUCUGGCCCUGAAUGUGACCCAGGCGGGGCAGGAUCGGCACCGGGUGGAGCUGGUCAUGCGGGAUGUGGUGACGGGCACGCCGGCUAGCGCCUCCUUCCUGGUGCCCUCACUGACGGACCGCUGGUCGCAAUUCUCGCUCAGCAUCAUCAAUGACAUGGCCACACUCUUCUUCAACUGCAGCACCUAUGACAGCGCUUCACUCGCACGUCCGGAGGGCUGGCGGCUGACAAUACCACAGAGUGGGGCGGUCUUGGUCGGUAACCAGGGCUCCAGGCUAGGAACAGUGGCCAGCUUUGAGGGCACAAUUCAAACGCUGGAGAUGUCCAAUGACCCAGAUGCGGCAGAGGUGCGAUGUGACAGUGAGCCAGAGCCUCCAAAGCAAAGACUCUACAAACGUGAAUCUUCAUCCUCUGCUCUCGCCGAUGCUUUAAUAACAAACAAAGACAUCCCUGCUCAGCCAUCAAACUCUAUGCUGAACGGAUCCGUGCACGUUGCUAUGCAGACCUCAGGCUUUAACAGUGGAGGAGUAAAGUCGAAGUACUUUAGCGGUGGAAAAGAAAUUGAGCUUGGCAGUGCUGUAGGAAGUGGUUCUCCAGCUGGACAAGGCAUUACCGAGGAGCCAAUGAUAUCUAGUGGGAUGUUUGAAAGCUCCAUGGAGUCAUUCUUACAAACGGGAACACCUCCUGUGUCACCUGAUUUCCUCCAUGGGAUGGAUACCUUAUCUGAAACACCUGACAUGAGAACAACAUCAGUGUCUCCCCCUGGAAUUUCAAAGGCAGCAACCGAUCUGCCCUCUAAGAUGGAAACAGCCUCUAAAGCAUCCAUUGGAAUGGAAAUGGUAUCUCAAACUCCUCCUGGAAUGGAAAUGGCAUCCAAAGUGUCAUCUGGAAUGGAAACAUCUUCCAAAGCACUCUCUGGAAUAGGACCAUCUUCCUUGCCUCCUGAUGGAAUGGGAAUGUCAUCCAAAGUCACCCCCAGAAUGGAAACCGUCACCAAACCAUUCCCUGUAUUAGGGACAACUCCUGAGACACACUCUGAGAGAACAACCACAGAGAGUCCCGUCACUCUUCCAGCCCCUACCGAAAAACCUGACAAGUUCACAGAAGCACCUUCUGUGACAGACGCUGUCACUUCAUCACCGCCAACAGUGCUAACAGUCACGUUACCAACAGUGGCACCAACAGGGCCAAUAAUGUCACAGUUGCCAUCAGAGAUGCCAGUGAUGACAGCCAAAGUUUCAUCCCCGCAAAUGGCAUCAGAUGGCCAAGAGUCAGUUGUAGUCACCACAUCUACACCUCUUGUCAAGGUCAUCUCUGAAACUCCUGUGUCUGAGGACAAGGUAAUGUCUUCCCCAGCCGACCAUGCCACACCCAUCCCAACAGAGAAAGCGACACCUAAGCCAACAGAGAAAAUCACACCCACCCCAACUGGAAAGGCUGCACCCUCUUCCACAGUCAACGCCACACCUGCCAAAACAGCUGAGGCCACAACCGCCCCUGGAGACAAAUUUGUGUCAGCCCCAACGGGCAAAGCCGCACCCACUACAACAGACAAAGCCAUGCCCAUCCCAUCAAGAACACUGAGCUCCGCCCCAGUUGAGGUAGUCACACCUACUCCAAUCGUCAAGGUGAUCAGUGGGUCACCGGGAGUACCAGGUGUCCCGGGGGAACCAGGCCCAAAAGGCGACCCAGGAAUUGAUGGGAAGGAUGGUGCCCCAGGGACAAAUGGAAAACCUGGACCUCCAGGAACAUCAGGUGAGAAGGGAGAAAAGGGAGAUAAAGGAAGUCCAGGUAUCCAAGGACCUAAAGGAGCUCUUGGUGAUCCAGGCUUGACAGGCCCUAGUGGACCCGAAGGGCUACCGGGCGUGGCAGGCCCACCCGGCGACAAAGGAGUGCCAGGGGAUACGGGACCAAUCGGACCCAGUGGAAGCAAAGGACAAAAGGGUGAACCUGGGAUUGGAGAGCCUGGCCCACCAGGCCAGACAGUGACCCCUGACCCAGAGAAAAUCCGAGGAGCCAAAGGAGAACAGGGAAAGACGGGAGUUCCAGGACCCAAAGGAGAAAAGGGUGACCGAGGUGGUAUUGGCCUUGUUGGACCCCAGGGAGACAUAGGCCUCCAAGGAGCAAAAGGAGAAAAGGGUGACCCAGGUGAGGGCUUGAUUGGUCUACAAGGACCCAUUGGACCUAUCGGACCUCAGGGACCACAAGGGGAUACAGGACCAGUUGCCGAACUACCAGAGUUCUUUGACCUCUUUGAAGGUUCAGGAUUGGCUGAUUUCAGGGGACAGCGUGGCAAGAAGGGCCAAGAUGGCCAACCGGGCCAAGCCGGUCCCCAAGGUCCGGUGGGUCCUCCGGGCCCUCCAGGCCCCCAAGGGAAUCAAGGAGCUCCUGGUUCGCCAGGGAUGCCUGGGGUACCGGGUACGCCAGGCCGGCCUGGUACGGUAGGGAUGAACUACACAGGACUCAACGGGCUGUGCUGCAGGGAUGGGCUCAAUGGCAGCCAGGGACCCCCAGGAAUACAGGGACCCCCUGGUCCUCCUGGCCCACCUGGCCAAAAUGGAACCGCAGGAACUUCUGGUGAAACUGGUAAGCCUGGUGUCCCUGGUAUUGAAGGACCCCCAGGAAUGAAGGGAGAUCCAGGUAUUGCAGGCCCACCAGGUCCACCUGGCCCACCAGGAAAAAUCUACAUAAUGCCCACAGAUGCCACCCCAACAGCCAUUUCCAAACUAUUCACGGAUGGAGAUGCCUCAGCUGGAAGUGGAUCACCGCCACAAAUCACAAAGUCACCUGUUAAUGGAGGUGUUGACCUCAUCCCUGGUGAGCCUGGUGCUCCGGGGCCCCCAGGACCCCAGGGCCCUCCAGGAGCAACAGGUGAACGUGGUGAGAUUGGCUUGCUGGGUGAGAGGGGACCGAAGGGAGACAAGGGAUCUCCAGGAACCCAAGGAAUACAGGGGCCUAAGGGAGACACUGGGCCUCAAGGACUACCGGGUAAAAAUGGUAAAGAUGGUCGAGAAGGACCCCAAGGAAAACAGGGUGAGAGGGGCGUCGGUCUUCCAGGAGAUAAGGGUGAUGCAGGAUCCAUGGGACCAUCAGGAAUGCCUGGGGAACAAGGCAUAAUGGGACCACCUGGACCACCAGGGCCACCCGGUCCACCUGGGGAAGUCAUGAUUGAUGUGGAUGGCCAAAUGAGUGAAAAGGGCGAGAAAGGCGACUCCGGAGAGGUCGGACCAAGAGGACCCCGAGGGCAGAAGGGUGAAGCAGGCCUGAAUGGUAUACCUGGUUUCCAUGGCACCAAGGGUGAUCGUGGGGAGAGGGGACCUGCAGGAAUGGAUGGUGCCCCGGGCGCUCAGGGUGACAUGGGACCCAAGGGUGAUCAGGGACCUGAAGGUAUCCAAGGGCGUGACGGAUUGGAUGGAAUGCCAGGACCCAGAGGGCCCCAGGGUGAGAAGGGAGAGCCCUACAUUCCUGAUGAGUCUGCACUGGUGCUACUCAAAGGAAUGCGCGGUCCAAGAGGCCCACGGGGACCCAAGGGACAUUUUGGUAUCCCUGGCCGACCGGGUAACCAUGGUGACAUAGGGCCCCCAGGGUUGUCUGGACCAGCAGGUGCUGAUGGAGUCCCAGGCAUUGGAAUUCCAGGUGAAAAGGGAGAGCAAGGUAUGAAGGGUGAAAAGGGAGAACCUGCCAUUAUUGGCACAGCUCUGCCCUUGGCCUCCGGGGUAAAGGGUGAAAAAGGAGACCCAGGAGAGCGUGGACCUUCAGGGAAACGAGGACCAGCCGGACCGCAGGGAGUUCCAGGCUUCCCCGGAGUAAAUGGUUUGAAUGGUCCUAAGGGAGAACCAGGUGAACCAGGAGAAGAGGGUAGACCUGGUGCAAUGGGUCAUCCUGGUGUGGAUGGUGUGCCUGGGAGUACUGGACCUCAAGGCCCCAAGGGUGACAAGGGCAGUCCUGGCAUUGGUUUGAAGGGUGAGCAGGGUCGGCCCGGUAACCCAGGCCCGCCUGGCUUUGGCGUGCCCGGAAUUGAUGGACCCCAAGGGCCCCAGGGACUCCCAGGGCCCCCUGGACCCCCGGGCCCCCGUGGACCAACUGGUGCCUCCGACCUGCCAGAGGGCUCGUACAUACCCAUAGAGGGUCUGCCAGGGCCUCAGGGCUUCCCCGGGAUAGACGGAGAGGAUGGGGCACCAGGCGAACCAGGUCGUCCAGGAGACCCUGGGCUUCGGGGUCCUGAGGGAAGGCCUGGAGAGCCUGGCCCAAGGGGAUUUCCAGGGCCGGCCAGCAGCGGACAGUUGACGUCUUUCAGUUCUAUCAAUGACAUGAUCCAGCAAGCUGCAAGCCUGACCCCAGGCACCAUUGCAUUUGUCACAGAUGUCCAAGAGCUGUACUUGAGGCGCGAUAAUGGAAUGACACAGAUAUUGCUCGGAGCCACCUUUAACCUAGACCCUGUGCCACCACUUCUUACCACCUCUACCACCACUCCAUCUCCACAAACUCACUCUACUACCGAGAAAGUUUUCACAAUUCCAUCAACAAAGCCCGGGCUUCCAGGACCUGAUCUUGAACUUGGCGAUCAACCCAUGCUGUACAUGUAUGCUCUUAACCAUCCAAUGACGGGUGACACAUACAGCGAGGACAGCAUAGGUGGCCUAUCUGGUGCAGACAGUCACUGUUUUCAGCAAGCCCAGCAAGCCAGACUCCCAGGAACCUAUCGUGCUUUCCUGUCAUCCAGGGUACAGGACGUCAAGUCUGUGGUCAACAAGGACUACCAUCAUCUGCCUGUUGCAAAUGCCAAGGAUGAGAUCAUGUUUCAGUCAUGGGCUGGCAUCUUCAAUGGAAAGGGUGCAACUUUCGACAGUGAUAAGCACAUCUAUUCAUUUGAUGGUAAAGAUGUCAUGACAGACGACGAAUGGGACCAAAAGUACAUUUGGCAUGGUUCAUACGUGGAUGGCCGGCGAAUGGCAGACAGCUACUGUGAGGAGUGGCGCACAUAUGACGGCAGCGCCAGUGGUCAAGCCAGCCCACUGGGCAGCCACAAGCUCCUAGGCCAAGAGACACAACUAUGCAGUAAUGCCCUGGUGGUGCUAUGUGUACAGGUAUCACCGGACACUUAAAACAACUAUCCGUAGUGGAAGCGACAAGCUGGUUAAUCAACCACGAAGAGGGGUUAGAGUUAUUACUGGGGUCUCUUCAUCGGCAUUCUACAGAUUUUUUUUUUCCUCCAUGCUAACUGAGGAACCGUUCUGAAGGCCCUAUUUUAAUUUUGUUUUUGUAACAUUGAGGAGAACUAAAUUAAUUUGUACUUCCUAUCUGUACCCCGGUUCUAUACAGAUGAGUACCGGUAGCAUUUUUAAACUCCUUUUUGUUGGAAUGAGUUUCAGGCGGGGGUGUCUUUCAUGUGAGAAAUUUCUUUGAAGAAAUCUUAUCCGGCCAAAAAUAAGACUAAACCAGUGUGUUCUGUUUAAAUAAAAAAGAGAAACCUUGCAAUCAUUGUUUCGGUGCUAUGAAUCAUACAACAGGUUUUACAGAUGUAAUUACUGUAAACAAGUGCCUUUAAUAGCAAACUUUUAGUGUAUAUUGUGGGGGUUCUCAUUUUAAAGAAUAUUUCUGUGGGUUUUUUAUAGUUAAUACUUUCGCUGCCACAAUAUGUAGUAAGAAAAUGGUUGAUUUCAACAGACUCUUGACCAUUCUUUUCUUUCUUUUUUAUUUGUAUAGUUUACUUACAUUUUUAUUUAUAAACUCUGGAAGUGUUGAGGAAAGUGCUGAGUAAAAGUUAUUCCCCUGUAUCUGAAGCCCUUGCAGCAUUUUGUACAUUCUACUGAAAAAAGUGAGAUGUGAUUUGUUUGGAGUACACAUUUGAAAUCAUGUUUAGGCUUUAGAAUAGUCUAGUUUUGAUGUUUUAAGUUGUUUAUCCUGUUGGUUUGACAGCUGGUAACAAUUUUGGAUAUCCCCAGUGAAAAAGAUGAUGCCAGUAAAUUAGUCUUGGAAGGUUCUAGGGGUUUCUUUGGUGCCAUUUAGGUUGUUGAGCAUACAGUAUUUGCGUGCCGCACAAAGGCUGCCUUUUACUAUCAGACAGACAGCAUGGUUUGAUGUGUAUAUUCAGGUAAGAGCUAACUUUUCUCUACUCUAAUAGAAUCAUGCUGAUAAUAAUCUUUAAUGUUUUGGUGCAUUAUUCAUUAUAAUUCCAGAACAUAUCAAAAGUUAUCUUUCCAAGUAUGAGUGUUUGCCAAAAAUUUCAAUAUUUACCCAUUUUUAUACUAUUUAUAGCAGAAAAAUAUUUCAAUUACAUUUGUGUCCUAACUCGUGAAAUAUCAACUCAUAUGUGAUUUAUACUUGCUGCCUCAGAAAAUUUCAAAUAUUUUGAAAAGACACACCCCCAAACACCUAUGUGCCAUGUUCAUGUAUAUACAUGUAUGUAUUUGUUGCGGUAUAUUUUUAAGAGCAGAAAACAUUAGACAUUUAGAACAGCUAUAAAUUAAACACAAACUCCUGGUGCUAACUGUAAGAAAUGUUUUUAUAAAAUGGUUAGCAUGAAAAAUGUUGCUUGUGAGAUACAAUGUAAACAUAAAACAUAGGUAAGAUCUUGGUCCAAUGUGCUGUUUGGGUUGAAUUGUUGGUAAAUAAAGGUGAAUCGUUAAGUAGU
Acanthaster planci (crown-of-thorns starfish) is the source of this 7144-nucleotide messenger RNA. RefSeq lists its product as uncharacterized. The record is from RefSeq and is a predicted model, not a curated record. Gene Ontology annotation, cellular component: extracellular matrix. Lineage: Eukaryota; Metazoa; Echinodermata; Asteroidea; Valvatida; Acanthasteridae.